AUGAACGCAAGAAAAACACAAAACCUUUCCGAGGCAAAGUUGAAUCGCCUUCUCGAGUACAAUCAGCGUCUUAAAGAACUGCUCGAUAUCCCUCGCACUACUGUAUCCGAGGCAUCCACACGCUUGAUUGAUCAUUGCAAAACUACACGCGAUCCAAUGGUUCCAUCGGUAUGGGGACCUAUUGACAAGAAGGACGAUCCCUUCGCACCAACCUCUGGAAGCGGAUGCUGCACAGUAAUGUAA
This is a messenger RNA of Lichtheimia ornata, 243 nucleotides long. RefSeq lists its product as uncharacterized. Gene Ontology annotation, molecular function: G-protein beta-subunit binding. The record is from RefSeq and is a predicted model, not a curated record. Bases 1 to 243 code for a protein of 80 amino acids. Gene Ontology annotation, biological process: G protein-coupled receptor signaling pathway. Lineage: Eukaryota; Fungi; Mucoromycota; Mucoromycetes; Mucorales; Lichtheimiaceae. Gene Ontology annotation, cellular component: heterotrimeric G-protein complex. The transcript is spliced from 2 exons.